This is a messenger RNA of Xiphophorus maculatus (southern platyfish), 1595 nucleotides long. It is a transcript of the gene mvda, whose product is annotated as mevalonate diphosphate decarboxylase. Gene Ontology annotation, cellular component: cytosol. Lineage: Eukaryota; Metazoa; Chordata; Actinopteri; Cyprinodontiformes; Poeciliidae. The transcript has 10 exons. The record is from RefSeq and is a predicted model, not a curated record. Gene Ontology annotation, molecular function: ATP binding; diphosphomevalonate decarboxylase activity. Gene Ontology annotation, biological process: isoprenoid biosynthetic process; isopentenyl diphosphate biosynthetic process, mevalonate pathway. Bases 112 to 1323 code for a protein of 403 amino acids.
AGCUACGGUGUGCUUGGAUUAGCAGUAGAGAUCAUGCUAAACACACGAAACCCUUCGUACAGAGGAGGUUAAGUUUGAAGGUAGCCCCAAAAUCGGCUCACAGGCAGAACUAUGCCUGAAGACAGCAUGGACAAACCGAGUAUAGUUACGUGCACCGCUCCUGUGAAUAUAGCUGUCAUUAAAUACUGGGGGAAGAGGGAUGAAGAUUUAAUUUUACCCAUCAAUUCAUCUAUGAGCGUCACUUUGCAUCAAGACCAGUUGAAAACGACAACAACAGUUGCAAUCAGCCGAUCCUUUCAGGAGGACAGACUGUGGCUCAAUGGCAAAGAGGAGGACAUUACCCAUCAAAGACUGCAGUCCUGUCUGAGGGAAAUCAGACGGUUAGCGAGGAAGAGACGCAAUGAUGGAGACGCUCGUGCGACUGAUUCAGUGGGAUUGUCUCAUAAAGUCCACAUUUGCUCUGUUAACAACUUCCCCACUGCUGCUGGACUCGCCUCUUCCGCAGCUGGAUUUGCUUGUCUUGUUUAUACUCUGGCUCAGGCAUUCGGUGUGGAAGGAGAGCUGUCUGGGAUUGCUCGUCAGGGCUCAGGCAGUGCCUGCAGAAGCAUGUAUGGCGGGUUUGUCCAGUGGAUCAUGGGAAGCAAAGAGGAUGGGAAAGACAGUGUAGCCCAGCAGGUGGAGCCAGAGAGUCACUGGCCUGAGCUCAGGAUUCUUGUUCUAGUGGCUAGUUCUGAACGGAAACCAAUAGGGAGCACCUCUGGGAUGCAAACCAGUGUACAAACAAGUUUACUGUUACAGCACCGAGCAGACGCUAUCGUCCCACGUCGGAUGGUAGACAUGAUCGAAGCAGUGCGAAAAAAGGAUUUUCCUGCAUUUGCAGAGCUGACCAUGAAGGACAGCAACCAGUUUCAUGCCACCUGCCUUGACACCCACCCACCUAUCUUCUACCUCAACAGUGUCUCCCAGCAGAUCAUUCACUUGGUGCAUCGGUAUAACAAAUACUGUGGGGAGACCAGGGUGGCCUACAGUUUUGAUGCAGGUCCCAACGCUGUGAUCUUCACUCUGCAGCAGUUUGUUCCAGAGUUUGUGCAGCUGGUUCAGCACUUCUUCCCCCCAGACAGAAAUGGAGAAGAUUUUAUUAAAGGUCUUCCCGUCAAGGGUGCUGCUCUUCCCAUGGAGCUGAAGCAGAAUAUUGGCCUAGAGCCCGUUCCAAAGGGAAUCAACUACAUAAUUAGCACAAAGGCUGGACCAGGCCCUCGUGUUGUUGACGAUCCGUCUGAGCACCUCCUCUCAGCAGAAGGUUUACCAAAGAAGACGGUCUGAGAAGCCUCUUACCCCAAGAAGCUAAUUCUGCUCAGCGGCAAUAAAGCUUACUCAGGAGAUCUGAAAUUUACAAGAUGAAGCAUUUUAUUUUUUAUUUUGUAUAAAAAAAAGAAUCUGUUUUUUAUAAGAUUUUACCACGCAGUAAGUCCCUUUAAAAAAUUCCUCAUCAAUCUGAAAACACUCAUUUCUCAAAUUCCUGUGUAGCUCUCUACAUUUUCUUUUAUGUGUUGUUAGCUAGAAAGUCACAUCGUAAAUAAAUGUGUACUCUGGCA